CGAAUUGAACCGUCUAAAAUAUACUACUGUAUGUUACACCGUCAUCAUCUAUCUAUUAUUAAGCUUCCCGAAACGUAGUACAUCAUACACAGUAAUAUUCCUUUCUUCCUUUUUUUAAAUUCUCUGUUUGCUUACAACAUAAAAAUCAAAUAAAAAAGUAGUAAAGAAAUUUGUAUUGGAAUUGGGGGAAAAAGGAAGGAUGGUGAUGGGGGUGAGUAUACAGUUGUUGAUGGACUUAACAGUUGCUGGGAUUUCGUUGAUGAUUGGAUUUGGGAUUUUCGCUCUCAUCACUUCUCUUCUUUGUUCUGCCGCCUUCUUUCACAACGCCAAAUCAUCCCACUCUUCUUCUUCUUCCUAAUUACCUUCCUUCCAUAAACCCAUGGGCCCCCGGGAAUCAGAAGUCUAUUUGAAUGACUAAACGGGAGCUUCAAAUGAUGGUGUUAGCGGUUAGUUAGUGUCCUUUUGUUCUAGUAAUCUGUCAACUCCGUUGUAAGAAUGUAAAGAGUUAAUAAACUUUGGUUUUAUGUCUUACAUCUAUUCUAUGUUGUACUUCGGAAUGUAUAUAGCAUGUAUUUUUGUAUCUAUGACUGGUUUUGAACUAUAGCAAAAAACUAUGGAAAAUGAUACACAAUUGUAUAAUGAUCUUUCAGUUA
Molecule: messenger RNA, 653 nt
Organism: Erigeron canadensis
Lineage: Eukaryota; Viridiplantae; Streptophyta; Magnoliopsida; Asterales; Asteraceae
Exons: 2
Coding region: 200-358 (52 amino acids)
Source: RefSeq, a predicted model, not a curated record